CCUAUAUUCUUUGAAUAGCUCGGUAAGCCCAUUGAAAUCUCAAGCUAACGCUGCUUAGAGUAUCAACUUAUAAUGUAAAUAAUAUUAGCAUAUACGUAUAAAUUCUUCCUUACUAGGUAGGUACAUAUAUGUACUCAGUCACUAUAUUUAAGCAUUAUUGUAUAAUCUAUAGUUUUAAUUUUAGACAUUUCAAAGUAAUAUCUGUGGUAUAAUAUUAGUUAAAAUUUAUAUCGUAUUGAUAUUUUCUGAAUUGAUUUGAGCAUUGGAUUUAAUAGAUAUUUUGUCAAUUUCACCUGAGUGUGAUUCAAAAUAAACAUAAUAUAUAAUCACGUCUAUAUCCCUUGUGGGCUAGAGAGAGCCAACAGUCUUGAAAAUACUAAUAGGCCACGUUCAGCUGCUUGGCUUAAAGAGAGAAGUGACAGGUUGCUAGCCCAUCGCCUAAAAGAGGAAUCCCAAAUUAAUCAAUCCAAAGAGAUGGAGUGGGUCUAUUCUUUAUUCUAUUGGUGCCACGCCACACGGCGUUUAAAAUAAAUUACAUUGAAAUAUUAUCUAUCUAUACAUAAGAUUAUAAUAAAACAGUAAAAAUAUUUUGUCUGUACAUUUAGUAUUUUUGACUGAAAUGAACAGAGGGACACUUAGAAUGAAUAAUAGAAAGCAAAGAAUUUUACCAAUAAUACCAAUAGCUUUGUUUUAACUUAGAAAAACAUUUAAAGUUUGUUUCAUCAAAAUCGGUUCACUAAAAAAAUUGUCAUUUGAAUUAACUCAAGGCACGAGUUUGCCUGCAAAUAAGUUACGAAAUUAAAAAUUCAGUCAUUAAUCAUUGUACGACAGCAUUAUACCUAAUAACAUCUAAACUAAUAUUAUAAAGCUGAAGAGUUUGUUUUUGAAUCUCAGGAACCACUGGUUCGUAUUGAAAAAUUCUUUUUGCGUUGAAUAGACCAUUUAUCGAGGAAGGAUUUAGGCUAUAUAACAUCACGCUGCAACUAUAAGGAGCAAAGAAAUAAUGGAAUAUGUGAAAAAACGGGAAAAAUUAUUCAUCCUUGAGGGCUUCAAUGAUGCCCAAAACAACUAUUCCACGCGGACGAAGUUGCGGGCAGAGCUGGUAUAUAAUAAAUAAUAUGUGGUUCCUUAUCUAUUAGUUAUCUAUGAGGUUUGAGAGUGCACUAAAACUACUAAAAGACAAUUUCGCGGAAUAGAUAUACCUAACCUGGAUUUUUGCUUUUACUUAAAUUAUAAAGCUUAAUCCGCUCAGGACUGUUGGCUCUGUCUACCCCGCAAGGGAUAUAGACGUGAUUAUAUGUAUGUAUGUAUAUAUAAAGCUUAAUUUGGUAUGCCAUUACCUAUUUAACUUUGUAAUUUAUACAUUUUCCAUUUCAUUUGUUAUGCUAACUACGCGGGUCAAUGCAUGAUUAAUUAGUACCUAUGUUUAUUUUUGUGGGUUGUUUGUGGUAAACUUCAAAUUUUCCCCUUGUAAAAAGUUAAUUUUUAUUCGUUAAAGAAAUUUUCACAACAUGUUUGGACAAUGGAAAAUUAAAAAUAUAGUCACGUCUAAACCCUUUACAGGGUAGACUUUCAACUAUUUUGUUCCAAAGAAUCCUACGUUAUUCUAAAAAGUCAAUUCUUGCUACCCAUUUUCACCAUACAGGUUUUGUCUUAAAUUCAUUCGCGGUUUCUAUGGUUACGACUGUUAGGCUCUGGAAUUCACUUCGGGAGUCCAUUAGGACAUCUCCAAGCCGUUCUAGUUUCGAAUAGCACAUACAGGUUUCGUGUAAGUCACAAAGGUCUUUAGUACAAAUACAGGUUUCUCGUAAGUUACGAAGGUCUGUAGUAAAGGUAUUUCUCGACUUUCGGUAAUCCCUGCGCCUAUUUAUUUAUGUGUAUUGAUUAUUUAUUAUAAUUUUUUGUAUGUUUCCAUAGGUAAAUAUAGAUUAAUGCAUUUAUAUAGUUUGAUCCCAUCUAAAGUUUUCCGUCAGACCCAGUCUGGUAUAUAAUGCUUCUAGCCAGUGUAUACAUGUGCUAUACAUUUGUAUUUUGUACAAUACAGUUUAAAUAAAUAAAUAGACAGAGCCCUGAAAAGGCUGAAAGGCCAUAUUAUAAGAUUUAAGUUAUAUAAAACAAAUAUCAUUUCUUUUGUGCACACAGCCGUGUGGUUCCCGGCACCAUUACAAAAAAGAAUAGGACCACUCCAUCUCUUUCCCAUGGAUGUCGUAAAAGGCGACUAAGGGAUAGGCUUACAAACUUGGGAUUCUUUUUUAGGCGAUGGGCUAGCAACCUGUCACUAGUUGAAUCUCAAUUCUAUCGUUAAGCCAAAUAGCUGAACGUGGCCAUUCAGUCUUUUCAAGACUGUUGGCUCUGUCUACCCCGCAAGGGAUAUAGACGUGACGGUAUGUAUGUAUGUAUGUAUGUAUCAUUUCUUUUUAAACUUUCCCAUGUUAAGAUCAUUUGAUCAACCAAUUUUUAUGAGAGGGUUUUUUUACUUUUUGCCUUUACUGCUUUUAUGCAACUACUCAAUAAAAAGGAAUAGGUCCACUCCAUCGCGUUCUCAUGGAUGUCGUAAAACGGCUUGAAUCUUAAUUCUAUCAUUAAGCCAAACAGCUGAACCGGUCUAUCAGUCUUUUCAAGACUGCUGGCUCUGUAUAUCCCGCAAGGUAUAUGGACGGGGUUAUAUGUAUGUAUGUAUGGAACUACUCAGUAAUAAUACUAAGAGAAGGAGAAUAAUCUCCUCCUGUAAAAUUUUAGAAGUUACAUACAUACAUAUGGUCACGUCUAUAUCCCUAGCGGGGUAGACAGAGCCAACAGUCUUGAAAAGACUCUCUGAGUUAAGAUUCAAAUAGUGACAGGUUGCUAGCCCAUCGCCUAAAAAAGAAUCCUAAGUUUGUAAGCCUAUCCCUUAGUCGCCUUUUACGACAUCCACGGGAAAGAGAUGGAGUGGUCCAUUAUUUUUUGUAUUGGUGUCGGGAACCACACGGCAUUAAUACAAAAAAUAAAGAGAAGUUAGAAGUUAACAAGUAAAAAUUCAAAAUGUGUACUUACCAUAGAAAGAUAUCUAUCUAUAGGUAACUACUAUAUUUAUACCUUACAUGAAAUAACAAAUCCACAUACAAUUACGUCUAUAUCCCUUGCGGUAUAGGCAGAGUCAGCAGUCUUGAAUAGCUACUUUUAUAUUAAAGUGUAUAGGUGCAGAUAUAAGACAGUGCCAGUUACUUUUACAGUUAAUAUUGAUCGUAUAUAGGUACCUAGACAAACAUUGUAUGAUCAUUGAUCAGACAUCUUUCCCGGAGAUGUAAGCAAAAACUAUUUGACUAGGUUCUUAAACACUAUUUGCUUCUUGGCUCGAUCCUUGGUUUCAAUUAUUGGUAACAAUUAUGGCUUUAAAAGGUAUAAAAGUUAUUGAAAUGAUGGGGUUAGCUCCUGGCCCUUUUUGUGGAUCUAUCUUAGCUGAUUUUGGGGCAAUGGUUACUGUUAUUCAGAAAAUGCAACCAAGUCCAUUUGAUGUUAUGUCAAAUGGAAAACGAAUGAUUUCCAUUGACCUAAAGCGCGAAGAAGGGAUUACUAUAGUAAAGAACAUGUGUUCAAAAUCAGAUGUAUUUUUAGAUACAUUUCGACCAGGCGUUUUAGAAAAAAUAGGACUGGGACCGAAUGAACUUUUAAUGGCAAAUCCUCGUUUAAUAUACGCAAGGUUGACUGGUUAUGGCCAGAACGGCUAUUUAAAGGAUAAAGCAGGACAUGACAUAAACUACGUUGCCAUGUCCGGAAUAUUGUCAUUAUUACGAAGUCGAGAUCGCGUGCCGUCACCACCAAUAAAUCUCCUUGCUGAUUUCGCAGGUGGUAGUGUAUUGUGUACUCUAGGUAUUGUGUUAGCCCUAUUUGAAAGAACGAUAUCGGGAAAAGGACAGAUUAUUGAUGCGAACAUGACUGAAGGCGUAGCAUAUAUUGCAUCAUGGCUAUUUAGAUCAAGAAAUCUACCGAUAUGGUCGGGAGAACCAGGCACAAACGUUCUAGAUGGUGGCGUGCCAUUUUACAAGACAUAUCGAACUAAAGAUAAUAAAUUUAUGGCUGUCGGAGCUCUAGAGCCACAAUUUUAUUCCGAGUUUUUAAAAGGUUUAAAACUCUCAGAAGAUGAAUACGGGCAAAGUGACUUGGAAAAAUGUUCAAAAAAGUUUGAGGAACUAUUUUUACAAAAAACUCAAGAUGAAUGGUGCUGCAUAUUUGAUCAAUUGGAUGCUUGUGUAACACCGGUACUGGAAUUUGAUAGCGUAGAUCGUCAAAAAUACUAUGCACAAAGAAAUUUUUUUAACAGAAACUCUAAUAAUUGCAUCGUACCUGACCCAGUACCAAAAUUUUCAAAGACACCUGGAAAAUCGGUGGGGACAAAACCUUUACCAAAGCCAGGUCAAGAUACAGUAGAUAUUUUGAGGGAAUUGGGUUAUGACAAAAUGUAUAUAAAUGAAUUAAUAAAGAAAGGUUUAGUUUAUAGUAGUAAAAAAUGUAACUUAUAAAAUCAGCAGGUAUCUAGUUAUAUACAUCAAUAAUACUGUUAUAUUGUCAUAUUCUAUAUGUAUAUUAUUUUUAUUUAUUUUACAUACAUACAAUAUUAUAAAGGGAAAAUAUUUGUAAUUUAAUUUGUAAUAAUAAACCUCAACAAGUAAAAUAAUUGGACUGAAUUUGAAAGAUUUAGACAUAGGCUGGGAAAUUCUCAUGGGAACGGGAAUAUAAUUUAACAAGUGGAACUGCGGUUUACAACUAGUAAAUAAAUAAUCUGUGAAGUAUAAUGAAGUUUCAAGGUUUGUUGUAUGUAGAAAGUAACAAUUUAGUUUCAAUAAAAUCAGUUUUAAGAUUUGUAUAAAGAUCAUUAUUUAAGAAUAAGUUUUCAUUUAUAUCUAUACUAUUUAUUAUUGUUGAUAGAACUUUUAUAUCAAACCUGAUAUGAUUUUCUCCUAAUUUAUGGUCAUUAAAUCGUAAAUUUAUAUUU
Molecule: messenger RNA, 4972 nt
Organism: Amyelois transitella
Lineage: Eukaryota; Metazoa; Arthropoda; Insecta; Lepidoptera; Pyralidae
Gene: Amacr
Product: alpha-methylacyl-CoA racemase
Exons: 3
Coding region: 3366-4499 (377 amino acids)
Biological process (GO): bile acid metabolic process
Cellular component (GO): mitochondrion
Molecular function (GO): alpha-methylacyl-CoA racemase activity
Source: RefSeq, a predicted model, not a curated record